Molecule: messenger RNA, 415 nt
Organism: Serpula lacrymans var. lacrymans S7.9
Lineage: Eukaryota; Fungi; Basidiomycota; Agaricomycetes; Boletales; Serpulaceae
Exons: 1
Coding region: 136-339 (67 amino acids)
Source: RefSeq, a predicted model, not a curated record
CCCCCACAUCUAGUAUUCACAAAGUGUAAAGAAUCGCUACAGGACGGUCGCAGACUCGAGAACAUCUCCUGGCGGCUAUGGUACCGAGAGAUCGCUCUCGCCCAGCACACCUACCACCCACUAACACCCGACUCCAUGUCCUCCAGUCCGUCCGAAGAGGCUAAAAGCCGCUCACCCUUCUUCCCGCCCCAGAGCGAGUCUAGUGCGGCUGAGCACCAACGCCAAGGUCAGAAUCGAGCUGACACACGUCUGUCGUUGGCUACUUGUCUUUUUUUUGUCAAUAUGGUUUCAUUGACGCUUUUGCUUUUUUAUCGUGCCUCCGUUGGUUCUUUCAUUUAGUGUCGUUGCGGAUACGCUCGUCGCCUGUGCCUUAUCAAGCGCCUUCUCCGACCUCGACGGCCAGUCAACUCGGGGA